Molecule: messenger RNA, 4977 nt
Organism: Pelodiscus sinensis (Chinese soft-shelled turtle)
Lineage: Eukaryota; Metazoa; Chordata; Testudines; Trionychidae
Source: RefSeq, a predicted model, not a curated record
AUAGGGGAAAGCAGCAGUUUCUCCACCAUGGAAACAUCUAUAGAGCGAUCGCUGGCUUAAAAAGAAGGAAGACUUUCCCAGCACAUCUGUCUAAUCUGUCCAGCAAUUUAACCAGCCAAUCAAGAGCUACUUAGGUUUUUCACGCAUAAUCAUGGCAAAACCGUAUGAAUUUAACUGGCAGAAGUCAGUCCCUGCCUUUAUGCAAGAUGGAGCUGUGUUUGACAGAUAUGAAGAGGAGUCCUUUGUCUUUGAACCAAACUGUCUCUUUCAAGUGGAUGAAUUUGGUUUCUUCCUGAGGUGGAAAAGUGAAGGAAAGGAAGGGCAGGUAUUAGAAUGCUCCCUGAUCAACAGUAUUCGUCUUGGAGCUGUACCAAAGGAUCCCAAAAUACUAGCUGCUCUUGAGACUGGGGGAAAUUCAGAAAAUGAGCUGGAAGGACGGAUAGUGUGUGUCUGCAGUGGCACGGAUCUGGUGAACAUCAGCUUCACGUACAUGGUAGCAGAAAAUGCAGACCUAGCUAAGCAAUGGGGAGAAGGACUUGGAUCCAUCAUACAUAACUUUAGAGCUAACAACGUCAGUCCAAUGACAUGCCUUAAGAAACACUGGAUGAAGCUGGCAUUUCUGACAAACACAAAUGGCAAAAUUCCAGUUAGAAGUAUUACCAGAACCUUUGCAUCAGGUAAAACAGAAAAGGUGAUUUUUCAGGCCCUUAAGGAGCUAGGCCUUCCCAGUGGAAAGAAUGAUGAAAUUGAACCUUUAGCUUUUACUUAUGAGAAAUUUUAUGAACUAACACAAAAGAUAUGUCCUCGUACGGACAUAGAGGAACUCUUUAGAAAGAUCAAUGGAGACAAAACUGAUUAUUUAACGGUAGACCAAUUAGUGAGCUUUCUAAAUGAACAUCAACGAGAUCCUCGUCUGAAUGAAAUUUUAUUCCCAUUCUAUGAUUCAAAAAGAGCAAUGCAGAUAAUUGAGACAUAUGAGCCAGAUGAAGAUUUGAAGAACAAAGGUCUCAUCUCAAGUGAUGGCUUCUGCAGAUAUUUGAUGUCAGAUGAAAAUGCCCCAGUCUUCCUAGACCGUUUGGAAUUAUAUCAGGAAAUGGACCAUUCUUUGGCUCACUACUUCAUCAGUUCCUCCCACAAUACCUAUCUAACAGGCAGGCAGUUUGGCGGGAAGUCUUCUGUAGAGAUGUACAGACAAGUGCUUUUGGCUGGUUGCAGAUGUGUUGAACUGGAUUGUUGGGAUGGAAAAGGUGAAGACCAAGAGCCAAUAAUAACGCAUGGGAAAGCAAUGUGUACAGAUAUUCUGUUCAAGGAUGUCAUUCAAGCCAUUAAGGAAACUGCUUUUGUUACAUCUGAGUAUCCUGUGAUCCUCUCAUUUGAAAAUCACUGCAGCAAAUACCAACAGUACAAGAUGUCAAAAUACUGCGAAGAUUAUUUUGGAGAUCUCCUUUUGAAGCAACCUCUAGAAACACAUCCACUUGAACCAGGUAGACCCUUACCAUCCCCUAAUGACCUCAAAAGAAAGAUACUCAUAAAGAACAAAAGGCUGAAACCUGAAGUAGAAAAAAAACAGCUUGAGGCUCUGAAAAGUAUGAUGGAGGCUGGGGAAACAGCUCCCCCUGUAAAUAUCCUAGAAGAUGACAAUGAGGAAGAAAUAGAAAGCGCUGACCAAGAAGAAGAAGCCCAUCCAGAAUUCAAAUUUGGAACUGAGCUUUCUGCAGAUGAAUUGAGUCAAAAAGAAGCUAUUGCCAAUAGUGUCAAAAAGGCUCUGGAAGAUUCUGAACAGGAAAACAGUAAAAAGGGUAUAGUAACUGUUGAAGAUGAACAAGCAUGGAUGGCAUCUUACAAAUAUGUUGGUGCUACAACCAAUAUACAUCCAUAUUUAUCAACUAUGAUCAACUAUGCUCAGCCUGUAAAGUUUCAAGGUUUCCAUGUAGCAGAAGAACGCAAUAUUCAUUACAAUAUGUCCUCUUUCAAUGAAUCAGUUGGACUAGGGUAUUUGAAGACACAUGCAAUUGAAUUUGUGAAUUAUAAUAAACGACAAAUGAGUCGGAUAUACCCCAAGGGAGGCAGAGUUGAUUCCAGUAAUUACAUGCCUCAAAUUUUCUGGAACGCUGGCUGCCAGAUGGUCUCACUGAACUUUCAGACCCCAGAUUUAGCAAUGCAGUUGAAUCAGGGAAAAUUUGAAUAUAAUGGAUCAUGCGGGUAUCUCCUUAAACCAGAUUUCAUGCGACGACCAGAUCGAACGUUUGACCCAUUCUCUGAAACGCCAGUAGAUGGUGUUAUUGCAGCAACUUGUUCAGUACAGGUGAUAUCUGGUCAGUUCUUAUCAGAUAAAAAAAUUGGUACGUAUGUAGAAGUGGAUAUGUAUGGGUUACCUACGGACACGAUACGUAAAGAAUUUCGAACCCGCAUGGUGAUGAACAAUGGUCUGAACCCUGUUUACAAUGAAGAAUCAUUUGUAUUUCGAAAGGUUAUUCUACCUGAUCUCGCUGUCCUGAGAAUAGCAGUUUAUGAUGACAACAACAGACUGAUUGGCCAGAGGAUCCUGCCUCUUGAUGGCCUUCAGGCAGGCUACAGACACAUUUCCCUUCGAAAUGAAGGCAACAAACCACUGUCUCUGCCUACAGUUUUCUGCAACAUUGUCCUCAAAACAUACGUUCCUGAUGGGUUUGGAGAUAUUGUGGAUGCUUUGUCAGAUCCAAAGAAAUUUUUAUCUGUCAUGGAAAAAAGAGCAGACCAGAUGAGAGCUAUGGGUAUUGAAACUAGUGAUAUAGCUGAUGUACCAAAUGACACCUCAAAGAAUGAUAAGAAAGGAAAAGCUAAUAAUGCAAAAGCAAGUGUGACUCCUCAGAGCAGCUCUGAACUUAGACCAUCUACCACUUCUGGCCUUGGACCUGGGAUGGAAACUAGGAAAGGUAUAGAACUUAUUCCUCAAGUGAAGAUAGAAGAUUUAAAACAAAUGAAGGCUUACAUAAAGUAUUUAAAGAAACAACAGAAAGAGCUGACUGCUUUAAAGAAGAAGCAUGCCAAGGAGCACAGUGCUAUGCAGAAGUUGCACUGCACACAAGUUGACAAAAUAGUGGCACAGUAUGAUAAAGAAAAGUUAUCUUAUGAGAAAAUGUUAGAGAAGGCGAUCAAGAAGAAGGGGGGAAGUAAUUGUCAUGAAAUGAAGAAAGAAACUGAUAUUAAAAUUCAGGCAUUAACAUCCGAUCACAAAUCUAAGGUAAAAGAAAUUGUCGCCCAGCAUACUAAAGAGUGGUCAGAGAUGAUCAACACCCACAGUGCCGAAGAGCAAGAAAUCCGUGAUUUGCAUCUCAGCCAGCAGUGUGAGCUACUGAAAAAACUGCUGAUUAAUGCUCAUGAGCAACAAACCCAACAGCUAAAGUUUUCUCAUGACAGGGAAAGCAAGGAAAUGCGUGCUAACCAGGCUAAAAUUUCUAUGGAAAACAGCAAAGCCAUAAGCCAGGAUAAAUCUAUUAAAAAUAAGGCUGAAAGGGAGAGGCGAGUAAGAGAACUAAACAGCAGCAACACUAAAAAAUUUCUGGAAGAGAGAAAAAGGCUGGCAAUGAAGCAGUCAAAGGAAAUGGAUCAGUUGAGAAAAGUUCAGCUUGAGCAUCUAGAAGUCUUGGAGAAACAGAAUGAGCAGAUGAGUGCCUAUCCAAAUGAUGGGCAUCUUUACAACUGAUCAGAAUACCCAAUUCACACAGUAAGACACAUCCAGCAACCACUCCUCCCUGUAUAGCAAAAGCAGAACAGACACUCCUACUGGGGAAGACAAAGUGUCCUCGCCUCCCUAUAUGCCAGUUAUAAGACAUCCUCUCUCCCCCGAAGACUGGCUGUAAAGAUAGACUGGACAUACAUUCAGGUGAUUUUGGAUCAAGAUGAUAAGGGAGUUCCUAAAUUGAAGGGCCCUCAUGGAAAAUGCACAGGAGUUAGUGCCUUUCCACACUCUUUGAAUUGAGUGGUUUCUAACCGAAGCAUUUCAGAACCCCGCUUUGCCAGUGCCACAUGGGGAGAGGGGGUAGUUUCUCAAGCAGUUUAGGACUGCCAAGGGUAUAUAUAUAAAAAACACCUUUAACCUUACCUACAGCCUAAGAGGCAGCCAACACAAAAUGUGCAUUGAAACAGAUUGCUUAACACAUAGGCUGCUACAGGCUGUGUGUCUAUGUGCCAGCAUCAGAUUCCAGGUGUAGCCCCUAUGUGGAGCACAAUGCAAUAGCCUACUCUUGAGGCAAUAAAAGCAGAGGCGCCACCAGCCAAAAUCAUUAAGCUAAGUGAAACCAUCAUGGCCACCUUAAGGAAAGUGUCAACAAUCUCUGUCCUCACUAAGUCCCAUAAUCCUUCACAUCAGUUACUGCCUUCCCCAGCAGGAAAUGGGUCCAGCUCACAGGUAGUAAGUAGAGCUUAAUUUCCCAAAUAACUCCAGAACCUCAGUAAGCAACACCAACCAGUCCAAACUCAGCCAGGGCUGGCACAGUGAGUAACUCCACAACACUUGUCCCAUCUCCACAGGCAGUUCAGUCAGAAACAACAUGACUUUCUCCACACACUGUGAAGCUUUGAGAUGUGUUUUAUCAAGUGUUUCUUUGAAAAGUGACCCAUAAAUCCUAAGAUAAGAUCAGAAGUGAUUGCUAGCGUAAUGUAACUGAGAAGCAAAAGCAGAAAAAUCACACUGCCGUUUGAAAAUACGCAGAUAUUUUUCUGAAGGGGAAAAAUUAUCAUGUUUCUCCAGUGUUUGUUACAUAUAAUCCACGCAGAUACUAUUGUGCUGAAAAUGGAUUUGAUUUUGAGCACAAGCUUUAGUAUGAUUCUUCAUGAGGAAAUGAUGCAAUUAUUUUGGGUUGCAGGCAAAGGAGAUGCAGCAGAUGGUGAAGCUGGAAGCAGAGAUGGAUCGCAGGCCAGCAACAGUGGUCUAAAGCUCCAGUAUGCAAACUGAAGCCAGGAAAUCCCGUAUCUGUAAAAUUCCAACCAUCCAUU